CUCCCCUUUGUGUACCCCACAGGUACGACUCGGGACGGGAUGGGUACAUCGAUCUGAUGGAGCUGAAACUGAUGAUGGAAAAGCUGGGAGCCCCUCAGACCCACCUGGGGCUGAAGAACAUGAUCAAGGAGGUGGACGAAGACUUUGAUGGGAAGCUCAGCUUCCGUGAGUUCCUGCUGAUUUUCCAUAAAGCUGCAGCUGGGGAACUUGAAGAGGACAGCGGCCUGUUGACUCUUGCAAAGCUUUCAGAGAUAGAUGUCUCCAUUGAGGGAGUCAAAGGAGCCAAGAACUUCUUUGAAGCCAAGGUUCAAGCCCUUUCUUCAGCAAGUAAGUUUGAAGCAGAGAUAAAAGCUGAACAGGAUGAACGAAAGCGGGAAGAAGAGGAAAGAAAACACCGCCGAGCAGCAUUCAGGGAGUUGAAGUCUGCAUUCACCCAGUAAUCAACCAGCCAAUAUGCACUCCAAGAUUGCACAUAACUUGGUACGUUUCCCAGAUCAGGGCUCUACCUGGAGAGAACUGCCUGGAUCCUGUCUAAAAUUCGUUACAGCUUUGCUAGUCUUCCUCUCUUGAAGAUCCUCCUGAGCUCCUAAGGAUGCAACUCUUGCAGUUACUGUGCAUUCAUAACGAUGUGAAUCAUAAGAGUUGUGUACAUGCUGUUUCCUCUGAACCAUCAGGAGUGCAUCACCCUGAAGUAGAAACAGCAGGUAGCAAAUCAGGGUGAGUGCUGAGAAGUGUUGUUUGCCACUUCAUUCUUUCCUUCUUUUCUAUACAUAACUUUUCUCUUAACUUCUUAAUUCAUUCCUUGCUUACAGACAAGUGAGGUCUUUUGUAAAGCAGGGUGUACAAAGUACAGAUUCACUUCCUGUAUGUUUGUACUGCUGUUGGGUGUUGUCACACAUCCCUGACUUCAUCCCUCUUCUUCCUCAAAGCCCUGUGCCCCAGGCACUGUGAAAACACUGUGAAGAGAGAAAGAUAAUUACUAUGGAUAUGGAUCAAAUUAUUUCCCGUAGACUUUUCUGCCGCCCAGCAUGUUGGAGAGUCUUCCAGUUUUCCUUUUCUGAAGUGCCAUACUAACAAAUCUUUCAAUAAGAUGCAAGAUUUCUGAUAACUUUGAAGAGAGGAAGCUGGCUCUCUUAAACAAGGAAUAGAAAACUGAGUUGCCUAAUCAUGUAUCUUCUUUCACAUUCCAUCAUGUUUAGUGUACUGUAUGGCUUUACUGUAUUUUCCAACCUUCCAAUCUGUUUUUAGGGGGCUUUGCCAGUUGGAUGACAAAAUUGGAUGGAAUGCUGGGUUUUUCUAUCGGGAGAUGUGCUCAUCCUGAAUCAUAAAGGUGGCAUUGUUUGAUUUCAUUAGAGCCAUGACAGAUAAAACCAGCCCAGCAUACUGAGCAAUCCCUUCUCAAGAAGUGAAGACCAGAGAGGUUAGCAUGUUUAGUUGAAUUGAAUUCAGAGGGCUUGCACUGUAUUUAGCUAUUUUCUUUUUCAAACACAGGAAACUUGUCCACAAAUGUUAAAAUGUCUGUUUUUCUGGAUAUACACUGUAGGUCAUGACAGAGGGAAGCUAUGUUCCCUUGGGGAGACCUCUCCAAACAUGAAUUUGCCCGAAUUCUGCCUCUGCUGUUGCCCCGGUUUGUGCUUUUCUUUAUUUUCCAGAUCAAAACUCACCAGUCAUCUUUUCACUUGUCUGUUUCGCUUCUUAAACUGUGAGCACUAAACUGUGAGCAUGGAAUAAUGAAUAGAAAAACCUCUACUCUUUAAUGUCAGGUGAAAGAAUUGCUAAACAAUUAAACUGUGUAUAUAUCUUCACAGAUUAUAUUUUAUAAAAUCACGCUUUUUUUAGCUAAAUAUUUAUAAUUAAAUGUUUUUAUACUUUACAACAAAGCAGAUAAUUUCAUCUUCAAUUAUUUCUCCUGUUGCUGAAAUGUACAAAUAAAGCAUUAUCUCCA
Molecule: messenger RNA, 1945 nt
Organism: Cygnus olor (mute swan)
Lineage: Eukaryota; Metazoa; Chordata; Aves; Anseriformes; Anatidae
Gene: EFHD1
Product: EF-hand domain family member D1
Exons: 3
Coding region: 57-440 (127 amino acids)
Cellular component (GO): mitochondrial inner membrane
Molecular function (GO): calcium ion sensor activity
Source: RefSeq, a predicted model, not a curated record